AUGGUGGUGGAGGAGAUCACCGAGGGCGUGAAGAACCUCGCCGUCGCCGGAGAUGCGGCGGCGGCCUCAGGCGGAGAGGGGCAGAGGAGGGGCGGCGGCGGCAGCAGCAACCGCAUCCAGAGAUAUAUGCAACAGCACGGCGAUGUUGAGCUAUCAGCUCUUGGAAUGGCCAUAGCGACAGUUGUGACCGUGGCAGAAAUUCUGAAGAACAAUGGAUUUGCUGUUGAAAAGAAGAUUAGGACAUCUACUGUUGAAAUAAACGACGAAACAAGAGGGCGUCCAUUCCAAAAGGCCAAGAUUGAGAUAAUUUUGGGAAAGAGUGACAAAUUUGAUGAGUUGAUGGCUGCUGCUGCUGAAGAGAGGGGAGAAGUGGAAGAUGGUGAAGAACAGGCUUGA
Molecule: messenger RNA, 396 nt
Organism: Miscanthus lutarioriparius
Lineage: Eukaryota; Viridiplantae; Streptophyta; Magnoliopsida; Poales; Poaceae
Source: the annotation of a GenBank genome assembly